AUGAUCGAUGUCGUUGGUCUCAAGCCGCUUCCUAAGGAGCCAUCAGAUUCUGGGAAAAAGAAGAAAAGCAUGUCGAAUCCUUUCGUCAAGAAGAAUCGCGAGAAGAAGGAAACUCCGGAAAAGCCGGUUAUCUCUGAACCAAGUAAUUUCGAGCACACUGUCCACGUUGGAUAUGACCCUGCUACGGGCGAAUUUACGGUGAGUUCAGGAAUUUGGCUUGAUGCGCGUGUUUGCAACUAA
This is a messenger RNA of Cylicostephanus goldi, 240 nucleotides long. The record is from the annotation of a GenBank genome assembly. NCBI's taxonomy places the organism in Eukaryota, Metazoa, Nematoda, Chromadorea, Rhabditida, Strongylidae.